Fusarium tjaetaba is the source of this 459-nucleotide messenger RNA. RefSeq lists its product as uncharacterized. Lineage: Eukaryota; Fungi; Ascomycota; Sordariomycetes; Hypocreales; Nectriaceae. Bases 1 to 459 code for a protein of 152 amino acids. The transcript has 2 exons. The record is from RefSeq and is a predicted model, not a curated record.
AUGGCGUCCCCAAAUUCUACCUCAACCAGCACUGAACCGCGUGUCAUUACCGGUUGGAAGCGAGUCGCUUGGCCAGUCCUUCGUGCACAGCCUCUAGAGAUGUCAGUUGCUAGCCUACCUGACUCUAUGAAAAAGAUGUCCCAAGCCAUUCUUCAACGGGCAAACACAAUCGCCGGAAAGCAUAGACUCCUGAAAGGCAUGGACGGCAUAACCCACUUCCAGAUGCGAGCGACCAAAGGAAAGAUGAACACCCUUGCUCUUCACCGGUACGGGGUGCUUCCAGAUCUCAAAGCCAACCCUGCUACCAUAUACAUCUCGGUAAUCGAUGAUUCGGACGAGACGCGAUGGCAUGAGGUCGUCGCCGAUAUCAAGAAGAUGCUUCAAGGGGAAGAAGGAUGGGGCCAUUUGAAUGUUCAUAUGGAGCAUAAUGAGAACUGGGCUGGACCUCUGUUCGACUAA